Molecule: messenger RNA, 976 nt
Organism: Anoplophora glabripennis (Asian longhorned beetle)
Lineage: Eukaryota; Metazoa; Arthropoda; Insecta; Coleoptera; Cerambycidae
Product: aquaporin AQPAe.a-like
Exons: 8
Coding region: 16-810 (264 amino acids)
Biological process (GO): transmembrane transport
Cellular component (GO): plasma membrane
Molecular function (GO): water channel activity
Source: RefSeq, a predicted model, not a curated record
ACGAUAACAUUCGUUAUGUCUCAGACAGUUGAACUGGCUCCAAUGACGGGGAAUGAAAAAUUUCAGGAUGUUGAGUAUACGAUUGCCAACAAAGAAAGCGUGAGCCUGCAUAUUGGGGCCAAACCGAGUAUAUGGGACCACGUUUUUAUAGUUGUAGCGGAAUUUAUCGGUACGGCGACGCUGCUAUUUCUAUCAUGCAUGGGGACAACUAUGGGCAUCCAGGGUGAUAUUUCAACGAUGCAAGUCAGCUUCAAUACUGGACUGGCAGUUAUGGCGGUUAUUCAGAUGUUCGGACACAUAUCCGGUGCCCACGUCAAUCCGGUGGUGACUAUGUCAGCUUUCAUAUUAAACGAAAUAACCCUCGUGCAGGUGCCGCUGUAUGUAAUCUCUCAAAUUUUUGGGAGUCUCGCGGGUGUUGGUCUUCAAGUGAUGGUGACUCCCAGACGAUAUAUCGAUGUCACUGGACAUGGGGUUUGCGUCCCGACACCCCACUCGGAUAUAACCCAUUUGCAGGCAUUCGGUGUAGAAAUAUUAUUAACGACCAUCUUAAUAUUCUCUAUUUGUGCUUGCUGGGAUCGAAGGAAUUCCGAUAAACUGGAUUCUGUGGCAUUAAGGAUCGGCCUAGUAGUUGGAGUUUUAAAUUUAGCCGCCGCUGCUUAUACAGGAGCUAGUAUGAAUCCAGUACGAACUUUUGGUCCAGCUGUAUGGGGGAACGACUAUAAUGCUCAUUGGGUCUAUUGGAUUGCCCCAACCAUAGGAUCUCUUAUAGCUACGUUCACUUAUAAAUACAUAUUCUUGCGGAAAAAAUAAUUUUUAUAUAUAACUCCUAUAAGAUAAGUUGUUUUAAACUAUAUACUAUAUAUAGGACGCAUGUAUAGAAUAAAAAGAAUAUAUUAUAGGCAACAUACUUUGGAAGAACUUACCAUUAUUAAGUUGUUCAAGCUUUUGCUUUGGACGGCCUCUGUGACAAUCCUCA